Limulus polyphemus (Atlantic horseshoe crab) is the source of this 6889-nucleotide messenger RNA. RefSeq names its product prolyl 3-hydroxylase 1-like. The coding region runs from base 68 to 2374 and encodes 768 amino acids. The record is from RefSeq and is a predicted model, not a curated record. Lineage: Eukaryota; Metazoa; Arthropoda; Merostomata; Xiphosura; Limulidae. The transcript is spliced from 12 exons. Gene Ontology annotation, molecular function: oxidoreductase activity, acting on paired donors, with incorporation or reduction of molecular oxygen; protein binding; iron ion binding. Gene Ontology annotation, biological process: collagen metabolic process.
AGUGGUUCAUUUCAGUUAUUAUGCGAAAGAUGAGUGAUGCUUUACGACCUCAGGUCUGUGUGAAAGGAUGAGCAAAGUUAAUGCUAACAGUAGUACUUCUAAUAAUACUAGUAUUGGUACAAGGCGUGUAAUUAUUUGGCUUAAAUAUUUAAACAAGUGGAACAUUGAAGUAAUUAUGUCGUUUUGGGUUAUGUCAUGUGUUUUAUUGUUCUUCAUCUUCAUUUCCUCUCCUGUUUACAGCGUUUCAGGAUCUCCUAAAACGGAAUUAACGUACGCUGAUUAUUAUGAAGCUGGAGUGGAGGCUUACUUGGACAAUAGGUGGAAAGAGUGCAUUAAUUUUUUAGAAAAGAGUUUGAAAGAAUAUUCCUUACAUAGAUCAGCAUUAGUAGAAUGCAGAAAAAGUUGUCGAAAAAAGGAUUUUGUUUUGAGAAGUGGUGUUUAUCAUGAUAGAGGAACAAUGUUUAUGGCUUUUUAUGAAGAAAUUAUAAAAAAUGCUUUAUGUAUAAUGAAAUGUUACCAUCGAUCUAACUCUCUCUAUGUUCGAUCAGUGGCAGUGGCAAAGGAAACCGAACAGAAUUUUGAAAACAAAAUGCCUUAUGAUUACUUACAGUUGUGUUAUUUUAAGGAGGAACAUAUUGAAAAAGCAGCAUCUGCAGCUUACACCUAUCUUCUUCACAAUAAAGACCAAGAAGUCAUGAAAAAUAACUUGAAAUACUAUUUAGAGUUGCCAGGAAUGGAUGUCACGAAACUCAAUUAUUUGGAAGCUAAAGAGUAUCAAGAACUUUAUAUCAAAGCUGGUAACAAGUAUUCUGAAGGAAAUUAUGGGGCAGUGGUUGAACUGAUGGAACAGGCCUUAAUAGAAUACCAGAAAGCUUUAGAGGAAUGUCGCUUUUUGUGUGAAGGGGCCAUAGAAUCUUCCCCAGAAACUGAACUUGUUCUUUCUAUUGCAAAUUUUUUUACAUCUUCAUUGCGUUGUAAGGUGGAUUGUCCAGAUAAGCUGAGUGUUAUUUAUGGAGAAAAGAAUGAGGAUUUCUUACCUAGCCAUUACCAUUACUUACAGUUUGCAUACUUUCAUAUCGGAAAGGUACGAAAAGCUUGUGAGGCUGUAGCUUCCUACCUGUUGCUCAUGCCUGAAGAUCCCAUCAUGAUAGAAAACAAAGUGUUUUAUUCAAAGUUGAAUGAGGUUCAAGAGGAGUGGUUUGCUCCAAGACAGGAAACUGUGAAUAUAUAUCACGAACAAGAGAGAGAAAGAAGUUUACUUCAGUUCAUUGAAAAUGAGUUUAUAUUUCAAGAUGGGGAUAGCUUUCAAAAUGAAUCUAGGGAUGAAGUCCAGAAUGCCGUGGAAAACAUGCAGACUGACAGUAAUAGUACCAACACAGGUUCUACGGGAAUGAAAAAAGAACAUCAUAAAAGAUCAGCACAGGAGAUCCAGUUUUGGACAGAGUCAAACAAAAUACAAGUGAUUCUACAAGAAAAAGACCUUAAUGGAACACUUAGGUUUGCUGCUGAUGGACUGCUGACAAAUGAACAGUGUGAAAAGUUAGUCAUUCUUGCCAAUGAAGGAGCUGUAAAUGGUGAUGGCUAUAAUGGAAAACAAUCACCACAUACUGAGUUUGAAAUGUUUGAAGGAUUAACUGUAGGAAGAGCUGCUGUGCUUGCUAAUAAUGGAGAACUCGAUGUUGAGACGGUGAUUCUACUUCUGAAUGUUAGUGAAAAAGCACGGAGGUUUGUUGAGAUGUAUUUUAAGCUGGAGUCUAGCCUCUACUUUGCUUAUACACAUUUAGUAUGUCGUAGGCCAGUACCAGAUUCUCCUGAGAAGCGGAAGGACUUAAGUCAUCCAGUUCAUGCUGAUAAUUGUGUUUUAUUGACUGAUGGACGUUGUCUUAAAGAAAGGCCUGCCUAUACCUGGAGAGACUACAGUGCCAUUGUAUAUUUAAAUGAUGACUUUGACGGAGGAGAAUUCAUCUUUGCAAAAGACAAAGAAACUGUUCAAGCUAAAAUUCAGCCCACAUGUGGUCGAAUGGUUGGAUUUUCAGCUGGUGUGGAAAACUUGCAUGGAGUUGAAGCUGUCACUAGGGGUCGUCGUUGUGCCCUAGGUAUGUGGUACACCCUAGACUCCAAGCACAAAGAGGGAGACCGAGACUUUGCUGAGCAGGUCUUACACAAAUUAGUGGUAAGAACUUCAGAAGAAGAAAAUCAAGGUGAAAAAACAAAAAUACAUUUUGAUGAUGAUAAAAAAUCCCCAAAAAAUCAACAAAAUAAUGAAAAUGAAGAUAAUGUAUUCACUUCCACAAAUCAUCUAAAUCCUCCCCCUGUGACACAGGAAAGAAAACAAGAUAAAAGAAGAGACCAACAAAUUCAUGAAGACCUAUAAUAGUUCUUCGAGGAUAUAUUUACCUGGGAAAAUCAAACUUGGAAGCCAUUAUUCCAAAAGAGUGAAGAUAUUAUCAGCUAUGUAUUAUUCUUCUAAACAUUAUGAACUAUUACUCCAAAGAUAUUUUUUAAAGGUAAAAAUUUUAUUUUGUAUUUAAGCUCACCAGAUUUUAUGAAUAUGUUUUAAAGUUGAAAAAAUUUGUCUUACGCCAUCUGCCAAGUGAACCAACACUAAAUGAAGUACAAAGUCUCAGUUAUACAGCCUCUGCAAUGCCGUAACUUUGAAACUUUAUUUUCACAUAUGAAUAUAAACUGUAAUAGCAAAUAAGUAUAUAAAUGUAGAAUAUAAAAAUACUAUUCAUGGAAUGAAAAUACAAAUAUGGGUACACAAAAAUUUUAUUGUAAUAGUAAUGUUUUGAGGAUAUUUUUUAUUUUCUGUGUACUUACAUUUUGAAAUCAGUAAUUGAUUCAAAAUUUAUUCUAAAUGCAUUUAGCUAUUCUUGACACAUUUACUGAAAGGGAAUACAGAUUUUGCCUCAUGCAUGUAAAAGUUACAUGAAAAGUAAAACUUUUUCAAAAGCUUACAAAAACGAUACAUUAGUCGGUUUUCAAACACUGUACAUUGUCCAAGAUCAGAUUUUCACUGUAUGUAUACUCUUUCAAACUUUAAAGUUGUAGAAUGAACUACUGACCUAAAUAAUGUAUGAGAUUUUGUACUAAGUUUAUGUUAUUGAAAGCAUACAUUCACGUUUACUUUAUCCACUCUUUUUAUGCCUGUGAAAUAAUUUUGUAAACAUUUUAUUAAUAUUUUGGUAUGGAUUUUAAAUGUUUUGUUGACAUUGAGUAGCCAUGAAAAUAUAUAAAUUUUUUAUAUGAUUACAAUAUACCCCUUCUUCUACCCCCAGUUGUUUUUUGUAGCAUUUAAUUUUGACUUGUGAUUAAAAUACAGCAAUCUCUAAGACAUUUUAAUCUUGUCUCUUGAUGGUAUUGCCUUUAAUUUUGUUUUAUUUCUAUAUCGUAAUGAAUUAUAUUAAAAACUAAAAUGGUGUUAAACGCAAUACUUGUCUAUAGAGUUAAAUGUUACUUAUUUCAUGAUAAACUCUGUGCUUACCUUAAAGGUGAGCAAUCACUUCUGGUUUUCAGAAAAUAAAAAAGUUAUACGAUUCUAACUUGUCAAAUAUUUAUUAAUCUUGAAGCAUAACAAAAAAGUAUACCAUGAAAUUCAAAAUUGAUUACAGUUUUGCAAACUUUAAAAAUUUUAACUUUAUAAAAUGUAUUGUUUAUAUAAAUGUUGUUUAUUAAAAAGCAAUAAUAGAUCAUAGAGCAACUCUAAUCUAUCUGCUUUUAUAUCUCUUCAUUAAACACAGUUAUUAUUAUUUUGUAGGUAAAUCCAAUAACUUUCUAAGUAAUUCUUUAGGAAAUUAUUUUAGAUUAAAAACAAAAAUCAAAUGUUUCAUCCAACAGUAUAUUUGUGAAUAAUUAUUCAAUAUUUUAAUUUAGCUUGCAUAUAAUAUAGAAAUUAAAGGUUUUUAAAAGAUUUGAAGAAACACUUCUAGAGAAGGUUAUUUCACUCUGGAUAAUGACUUGUUAGAAAGAUUUUCUCAGGUUUUUGUUAACCAAAAAUGUAUAAAGAAUAUUUUUGUAUUCUAUUAAUGAAAACAGAUUUCUUCUUGAAUGUGUUUUAAUGCUACAUAUUUUAUUACAUUUAAGUAAUUCAGCCUUUGAUAUUUUAAAAACUGUAUUAGAAUAUUCAAUGAUAGUCUGGGUCACAUACAUUGCCUUGAACAGUCGGAUGGGAAUAUUAUAUCAGAGUAAGUUAUGAAAGUUAAGUUUGAUUAUUUGAAAAAGAAAAAUUCAUUAAUACUGAAAUUUUGAUAAUCUUUAUAUGACUUGUGAUAUAAAGAAAUUGUAUUUUUUAUUUCUUCUGAAAAACGUUUUUGAGCUUUUCAAACAUAUUUCACUGGCAUUUCAGUGUUUAUUAAACACUGGUGAUUUGUUUCAAAAACUUGAAAUCACAUGUUUUCUUUAAUUAUGAUAAUAGUUUAUUAAAAAAUGAAAAUAUUUAUGUAUUACUGUGACCUGAAAUCAUCUAUAAUCCAUUAAAAAGCUAAGGUUAAGCAUGUUGAAUAUGAUCUAAGGAAUAUGGAACUCUUUAAAUAUUAAAUCUCAUCACCUCAGAGGUUUUAAGGGGUUAUUUUAGGUGAGGAGAACUUGGAUUAUACAACAUAAGUUAUGUCACUAUUUUACUAUCCUUCUAGUUGCAAGUGCUAGAGUUUGAAAUUUCCUCCCUUACUGUUAAACCUUAAUUAAUUUAAACUUUCAAGUUGGAUAUAGAAAACAAAGUGUAAUUGAACUUUAGUAUCAAAAGGUAGAGGUAUUCUAACUGUAUGUUUCUGUUUCUUCUUGGCACAUUCUUAGUGUAGCAUUUUAUUUAGCUUUUUCAAGUUCAUGGGUGCCCACAGAAACAUUUUCAGGGGGAUGGAAAACAUGUAUGUAGGGGAUCAGCUUUUACGGUGUAGGUCAACUGGCUAAAAGAAAUUUACAGGUUUAAUAGAAAUUGCUAAAAUAUUUAGUUUAACUGUGAUGUUAAGUUUACAUCAGAUUACGUGCAAUUUUUUUAAGAAAUGUGAGAGGGGCAAAUGCCCCCUCUUGCCCCUUCCUGAGGGCACCCAUGUUCAAGUUUCAAUUUUACUUAUUGUGAAAUAAGAUGUUAUGAUAAUUUGUUGCUAAUAGAAAAAUUAAUGAAAGAGAAUCAAAAUUUGUCACUAAAAAAAAGAAUGAGUUUCUUCAGAUUAAUUCCAUCUUCCAUGUGCAAUAAUAGUAUGUUUUCUAGAAUUUUUGAUAUUUGCCUAUUGUUGAAAUAUGUUCUGUUUGUUAAUGACUAUGUAUUUAUGUAUAUUAAAAUUGAAGUUCCCUAGAUUCAAAUGUUUAUGUCAGAGUUGAAAAUUUUCCCAUUUAAUAUAAUUGUUUUUUUUUCGGAGCAUAGGUAGGCUAGCCCUGUGGUAGAGCUGUGAAUUUCAGAGUUGUUGACUCUGGUUCAUGUAUAUUAAAAUUUAAGUUCUCUAGAUUCAGAUAUUUAUGUCAGAGUUAAAAUUUUUUAUCUAAUAUAAUUGUUUCUUUUGUGGAGCAUAGGUAGUUGGCCCUGUGGUAGAGCCGUGAAUUUCAGAGCUGGUGACCCAGGUUCAAAUCCGUGCAAUACCACAAAGUAUUCCAUGCACUUUAAGGUUUGGGUGCAUUAUAAGUGUGACACUCAACCCCAUAGCAUGAAUGAUAGUUGAUGGGUGCUGUUGGCUGGCUGUCUUUCCUCUGCUCAGUAGUUAAGAAGUAGAGAUGGCAGCAAGUAGCCUUAAUAGAUUUGCCAUAAAUACAAAAAAUACAGUUUCUCUUGCAACGAAGGAAAUAGCUUUCAUAGGCAAAAUAAAAAGUAUUUAGAAUUCUUGCAAUUUUCAGUUGUUAAUUAUAGAGAAAGUUGAUAAUUAUUUCUGCCAAUUCUGAAAUGUGAAUCACAAAUGGAAGAUUAUUUUACUGCUUCUAAAUUUUACGAGGACUACAUUUACAGAUAUUGUAAAAUUCAGUGAGAGAUCAUAGAGGAAGAAACUAGUUACAAAUCUGAGCUCAAUCUGACCUUGGAAUUUAAGAAUUUAUUUUUACCUUUUUAAAACUGAAGUUUUUACAGUACGUGCUUACUUAAGAUAUAUAGAACUUCUUAAUGUUUCAGUUUUGAAGUCUUAAUGCAGAUAAUGUAGGACAGACUUGAAAUAUUUACCAAGAAAGGCAAUCCCCUCAAGUAUAUUUAACUUCUAAUGGCAGCAUUUGUUCUAUGAAAUACAAUAUAUAUAUAUCUAUGAAACAUGUUUUAUCUUAUCAUUUUUAGUUUUACUUUCAUUUAUGAAAUUUACAAUUUGUAUAUGUUUUUUUUUACUAAUAUGUAUUUCAAUAUUUUAGACAUUUACAUUUUAAUCUGUGAAGAACAUUGAAACUUUGAAUAUGUUCAUGAGGGUUUGAUAUACAAUCCUUUAACAUACAAAUUCAGUGUUAAGCUUGUUUUAGCAGGCCCUGUGUUUUGCAGUGGUAGAAAUAUUUUAUUUAAGAAUCACUCUCUGAAAUUUAAAGCCAUUUUACAAACAAAAUCAGCUACUGAGUAAUAAGUAAAAUCUACCAAGGACCCUUCUAGUUAGGUUUUUACUAGUGACUCUUUCUCUGUAUGGUAAUCUUUGAGCUCUGUUGGUAUUCUGUUCACAAGUCAGUAACUACUGAUCAUUACCAUACAGAACAUAUUUAUUACCUCAUCAUAUAUUGGAAUUUUUAUACCGAAAAUAUGUAAUUAAAUUUGUCAACUUUACAGUGAGUUUGUGAGAUAAAAACGAAAUAUUAACAUUACCAUGAUUUUUCUAAUAUUUGUGCUGUAGGUUGCCUUUUUCUAUGAAAAUGUGCAUUUUUCUAAUUGUUUUAAUUAUAUAAACUUCUACUGUAUUUCUAUUGGAUCUAAUAAAGCCACAUUUAUCUCCUUUGGAAA